This is a messenger RNA of Megalobrama amblycephala (Wuchang bream), 3244 nucleotides long. RefSeq names its product adaptor related protein complex 1 subunit mu 3 (gene ap1m3). NCBI's taxonomy places the organism in Eukaryota, Metazoa, Chordata, Actinopteri, Cypriniformes, Xenocyprididae. Gene Ontology annotation, cellular component: clathrin-coated vesicle; clathrin adaptor complex. Gene Ontology annotation, molecular function: clathrin-cargo adaptor activity. Bases 167 to 1438 code for a protein of 423 amino acids. Gene Ontology annotation, biological process: vesicle-mediated transport; intracellular protein transport. The transcript is spliced from 12 exons. The record is from RefSeq and is a predicted model, not a curated record.
GCAACAAGCUCAAGCUGCACAACCGGUUAGACGUCUCCAGACCCGGAAGAUGCGUGUAUAAGGGAUGGGGAAUAUCUCUCUUCAUUUCGAGUGAUUAAACUUCACCAACACUGACGAAACUUCAACUCCUGUCAGUUCCUCUUGUCAUACAUCAGCUUUGAUAAAGAUGGCAGCGUCCGCGAUCUUCAUCCUGGACUUGAAAGGCAAGGUGCUCAUAUGCCGGAACUACAUGGGCAACAUAGACGUCAAUGAGAUUGACAACUUCAUGCCCAUAAUGAUGAAGAGAGAGGAAGAUGAAGAUUUGUCACCAGUUAUUAUUCAUGGCUCCACCCACUUCCUCUGGAUAAAGCACAGCAACCUGUACCUGGUUGCAGUAACAAAGAAGAAUACCAAUGCUGCUCUUGUAUACUCCUUCCUGUACAAAUUAGUUGAGGUGUUCACUGAAUAUUUCAAGUCACUGGAAGAAGAGAGUAUUCGAGACAAUUUUGUGACAGUAUAUGAGCUAAUGGAUGAAGUCAUGGACUUUGGAUUCCCUCAGACCACUGACAGCAAGAUCUUACUAGAGUACAUCACCCAACAGGGGCAUAAGCUGGAGGUGGGAGCGCCACGGCCCCCGGCUACAGUGACAAAUGCUGUGUCUUGGAGGUCAGAGGGCAUCAAAUACAGGAAAAAUGAAGUCUUCAUGGAUGUCAUUGAGUCUGUUAACCUGUUGGUCAGUGCUACAGGCAGUGUUCUACGAAGCGAGAUUUUGGGCAGCAUCAAACUCAAAGUCGUUCUGUCAGGCAUGCCUGAGUUAAGACUUGGACUCAAUGACAAAGUUCUCUUCGAGAUCACUGGCCGAGAGAAGAGUAAGUCUGUGGAACUGGAAGAUGUGAAAUUUCAUCAGUGUGUGCGUCUCUCUCGUUUCGAGAACGACCGGACUAUCUCUUUCAUCCCACCUGAUGGAGAAUCCGAACUCAUGUCUUACAGACUCAAUACCACGGUGAAGCCUCUAAUAUGGAUUGAGAGCGUAAUAGAGAAGUUCUCUCACAGUCGAGUAGAGAUCAAGGUUAAGGCCCGCAGUCAGUUCAAGAGCCGCUCCACUGCCAACAAUGUGUCCAUCUUAGUUCCUGUUCCAAGUGACGCUGACUCCCCCAAAUUUAAGACCACCACAGGCCAGGCUAAAUGGGUUCCUGAGAAGAGUGCUGUAGAAUGGAACAUUAAGUCCUUCCCUGGUGGGAAAGAGUUCAUGAUGCGAGCUCAUUUUGGAUUGCCAAGUGUGGAAAGUGGUGAACUCGAGGCCAAGCGACCAAUUACGGUGAAGUUUGAGAUUCCAUAUUUCACAGUGUCGGGCAUUCAGGUGCGAUACUUAAAGAUUAUCGAGAAGAGCGGAUACCAGGCAUUACCGUGGGUGCGUUAUAUUACUCAGAGUGGAGAUUAUCAGCUGAGGACCAACUGAGAGAGGACAGCAUAUGUUGUGUGUUCUAUCUGUCCUGUUCCAUCAGCGAGACAACUACUGCCUUUCACACAGCAGUCAGACGGCUGUACCCUUCCUAUUGCUUUUGUCUGGGAUCAGGUUUUACAAAUUAAACAAGCAAGUCAAACCGCAAAGUUACUGAGAAACUAUGAUUGAUUGACUAUGAAACAAUUGACUUUGGAUCGUAAUCUUCAGAAACUUCCUAGAAUCUACCUAUAUAUGUUGUAUUUAAAGAGAUAUUUUCAUGUCGUUCCAAACCAUGUAUGUAUUUCUUCUAUUUAAACACAAACUUUUUGUCUAUACAAUAGAAGUUAUUUUGGACCCCAUUGGCUUUCAUUAUAAACAAAAGAAGUUGAAACAUUCAAAAUAUCUUCUUUUAUGCUCUACACAAGAAAAAAAAAACACACAGAUUCAGGGUUAUUUUCAUUACUUUACUAAAAUAAAAUAUAAAAAACGUAAAUUUAUUUUAUUUCAGCUAGUUGCCAAGCAAACAUUUCUCAUUUUCGUUUAGUUUAAGUUGAAGUACCAGAAUAACUAAAUAAACUUAAUAAAAUCUAUUCUCCCAUUUUAUAUCAGGUGUCUUUAACUAUUGCGUACUAACAUUUAAAUUAAUCAUUUGAUACAAUGCACUGAUGUACAUGCAUGUUUUUACAAUGUACUUAUAUUAUUAAUUACCUGCAUGUAAUAAAAUUUUUCUGUUAUUACAUACACUGUUGACCUUUUAACCCACUCUUAAACCUACCCAUAACACCAAACCUGUCCCUAACCUUACCUGUAUCCCUCCUCAAUAGCAGCAAAAGUGUUUUGCUAUACAACAUUAACACAAUAUAAGUACAUUGUACUUAUUUUUUUUUCAUGUAAGUACAUAGUAGUUAAGGACACACUAUAAAGUGUGACAAAAAACUAAUAAAAAUGACCAAAACAAAAUUACUUCAACUAAAAUUAAAAUAAAAACAGAAAAACUAUAAAAGUAUAUCGAUGAUACUAAAAUAGCACCGUACAGGUUUGGAACGACAUGAGGGUGAGUAAAUUAGAUUUUUUGGGUGAACUUAAGCUGCUUAUUUUCAUUUCUGCUGUAGGUGGAGGGACUGUCUUUCAGUGUGAUAAGAUCUUAUGUCUGUAGAGCUGUAAACAUAACCACAGGCCCAAUGAAAUUAAUACCUUGUGCUCAAAAUCAAUGAUUAAUAAGGCAGCGUACUGUUAGGACAGCAGAGUAACACUAUAUUUUCACCACAGCGGCCCGUAUCUUUAUCUUUGGUUUGGUUUGUUUGUGCUCACUCAAAAUACCAUGAAUGCCUAGACACUUUUAAUGGUAAAAUAAAAAGUGGAAAUGCUUAAUGGCAUUACUAUGAACCUAACAGCAAAUAACUCCAUGUUUUAAUUAUGAUUGUGUUUGUUUCUUUAGUCCACAGCAGUCAACACAUCUGAUCACACAUUACUUUUUUGUAGGUCAUUGUAAGUGUUCACACUGGGAAAAUCCUCCCAGAUUUCCUUUCAUUCAGCAUGCAUUGCACCACUUGUUUUAUCAGUGCGACGUGUGUUUGUGUGUGUGUGUAAUACUGUCUGCCACCUCUGCAGAGGCAGCAGAAUAUAUUAUUUGUCACGUCAAAACGGGUUCCUCCCUCAUUUAUAUACCAAAGGUCAAUGGCGUGACAACAUCUGAUAUUUAUUUCACACUGAAUCUGAAAUAUGUAUUUUUGAUCUUUUUUUAUUGACAACUUUUUUGCUCAAUAGUUAUACUAUACUAAAGGUCAUUGUGAGAAAAUAAAUGGAUUUUUGUUUUGGCAA